This is a messenger RNA of Oppiella nova, 627 nucleotides long. The record is from the annotation of a GenBank genome assembly. Lineage: Eukaryota; Metazoa; Arthropoda; Arachnida; Sarcoptiformes; Oppiidae.
AUGACCACACCUUCAGACAAGAGAUCCAGUGGUGACACAAAGACUGGUGGCAACAGCAGUGAUGGCAACAAGACUGGUGCCGCCGGUGAUGUACAGACACUCGUGGACACGAGUUUAUCACCCGAAGAGCUGGAGUUAUAUCCGGAACGAAGAGGUGAUCGGAUCCGCAAGAAUUGGGUGGAGAGAGUGGUGGACAGAGAGGACUACAAUAAGAUUAUAUGCGAACAGAAGGUCUACGAUAUCAUCCAAACAAGUAUUGNACCCGAAGAGCUGGAGUUAUAUCCGGAACGAAGAGGUGAUCGGAUCCGCAAGAAUUGGGUGGAGAGAGUGGUGGACAGAGAGGACUACAAUAAGAUUAUAUGCGAACAGAAGGUCUACGAUAUCAUCCAAACAAGUCCGUUAGUAAAGCUGAUGAUGAGUGCACUUAAAUCUCACGGAUGUGAGGUCGAUAUCCGAAGACACAUAUCGUGCGAAUGCUGUUCAUCUGAAGUGACCGGUGGAUAUGACCCGCACCUGAACCAAGUGGUGAUCUGUCAGAAUCGUAUCUGGAAUAAGGGUAUAAUCCGUGGUAUUCUGUCGCAUGAAUUCCUCCAUAUGUUCGACUACUGUAGGGCUAAGUUUGACUUC